UUCAGCUCUUCUCACACUUCCUGAUUCACCUCAGUUACUUUUUGAAGUUCAGACUUUAACCAGCGGAUUCCAGAAUGAGCCAACGUCCAAGUCACGGUGUCGCAAAUGAACUUUCGCUCACAAAAAUGCCGUUUUGACGAAGGACCUCGCCAACAAGCCUGAAAUGACUUUUACGAGCUAGACGGACUCUACGGUGAAGAGAAAUAAUAAUAAUUAGAAUUUAAAACGCCGCUCCUGUAGUAGCGGGAACCAGAACCAGCGUCAUGCCCGACAAGAUGAAGAGGCCCGACGUGAAGCUGGUCCUCCUGGGGGACAUGAACGUGGGGAAGACGUCGCUGCUCCACCGGUACAUGGAGAGGAAGUUCAAGGAGACCGUGAGCACCGUCGGAGGGGCGUUUUUCCUCAAACAGUGGGGGCCCUACAAUAUCUCAAUAUGGGACACGGCCGGCCGGGAACAGUUCCACGGUUUGGGCUCCAUGUACUGUCGCGGUGCGGCCGCUGUCAUCCUCACUUACGACGUCACCAACUGGCAGAGCCUUGCUGAGCUGGAGGAGCGUUUCCUGUCCCUGACCGACACCGCCAACCACGACUGCAUCUACGCCAUAGUGGGCAACAAGGCCGAUCUCACGGACCCUAAAGCCCAUCUGUCCAGGACAUCAGACGGACAGCCCGAGGACCAAACUGAGUGCGAGGAGGAGAGGACUGAACCACAGGUGUUGUCUGCGUGCCCAACACCCCCGGCCUCACCCGCAUCCCUUUCCGGCGUGAUGCUUCACAAACAGGUGACACACGAGGAUGCGGUGGCUCUUUAUGGGAGAAUACUACGCUACAAGGGCCUGGACGAAAAGAGCAGCCUGCCUGCCGAGAAGGUGUGCUUCGAGACAAGUGCCAAGACCGGCUAUAAUGUGGACGCUCUGUUUGAGACGAUGUUCGAUCUGGUGCUGCCCUCCAUCCUGAGGAAGAGACACGAGAACCAGGAGUCUCCUACGGUGGAUCUGGAGGACAGUCAGGGGGCUCACAGCAGGAAGGCCAGAAUUGGCUGCUGCUAGCGGCCAAUGAGAGGCGAGGAGGCUUCCACCGGCAGACUCGUUUUUUUUUUUUAACCAGGGACAAUCUGCAGGUUGGUCUGAGCAUCAACUGUGAUGGUACUACUUUUGUUGGGCUUGAGUGAGACCUAAUUGCAUUAUUGACCUCCCAGUAACACGCAUACAUUCUCGAUGCUGUGAAGGUCUGGAAAAGCAAAUCAAAUUCAGAGUGUCUAGAGGAUUUUUUAAGUAUUUCUUUGUAAGGAAGGGAAAUAAACGCACGUUGCAUUGUCACUCGAUGCUUUGAAACCUUCCACUCUAACGACUGAAACUGCACUUAAAUCCCAAAGAUGUGUCUGUGUGCGGAUAACGCAGAUAAGAAGUCAAUCACUGCUAUUUGUGUAUGUUUUGCUUUGAGAAUUUCACAAAAUUAACAGCGCUAAUCGCUAGCUGGAUGGCACGUUGCACUGUGUUCAUGGUUGUUGUAUUUCAAGGUUUCCGUCAAUCACAUUUCACUUUAUUGCUCUGUUACUACCAUUUAUAUUGAUCUUUAUAUUUUAUCGGCACUUAUGGAGCUUCUCAAUGAGUGUAAAAAUACCCCUGUUGAAUUUUUAAGCAUGCUAUCAUAAUAAAGAUUUUUAUUUUGCAGUUUGCCUGCUCUGUGAAGACAAAAAUUAAAAAACUUAACCGAGAGGAAAGUGACACAGAAGUAUAACAAACAACAUUUAAUCUUUACAAUCCAAUGAAAUAAUCAUGUUGAAAUAACCAUAAUUAUAUUACAAUUAAAACAGAUGUUGUCAGUAUUUUUUCUGGUCUAAUCAAUCUGUUUAUUUCCAAACAAGUGUGUCAAAGUGAAGUAGAACAUCUGACCUACUUUCUAAAUUGUGUAAAAUGCUCUAAUCUAAACCAGGAUCAGAGCAACGAUUGGCUACCGUCAGAC
Messenger RNA from Stegastes partitus (bicolor damselfish), 1965 nucleotides. RefSeq names its product RAB20, member RAS oncogene family (gene rab20). The coding region runs from base 264 to 1049 and encodes 261 amino acids. The record is from RefSeq and is a predicted model, not a curated record. NCBI's taxonomy places the organism in Eukaryota, Metazoa, Chordata, Actinopteri, Pomacentridae. Gene Ontology annotation, molecular function: GTP binding; GTPase activity. The transcript is spliced from 2 exons.